AAAGUGGGAGAAUCGAUUGCAUGGUUCCCGCUAGCCUUAGCACCAACAACUCUCGCGUGCUCAGGUUCUUGUACUUCGGUGAGUGACUCUCACCGUAGAACGUAACGGCGAUCAAGACUCGAUUUCUUUCUCGAGAAUCAUCUCCUUCGUUAUUAUCCCCGUGAAAGAAGAUGAGCGAACAGUGGCAAGGAUAAAUUUUUUUUCUUUUCAAAAACGAGAGCACGUAAAUCCGAUACCGCAAUCAUGUUGGAAACCGUACAAAAUUUCACCAACGACUACGAGAAGGCUCGGAGUAUAUUCGUGAACCGCUCCUGUGAUUGGGACGUUGUACCGAGUGCAGUGGAUUAUUUUGACAGUCUGGGAUCUUACGGGGUUGGCCUUAUCGGCCUCGGUUCUCUGCUAACCGUCCUCACCUUCUACGUCAUCACCGACGCCAUAUGCAACGUUAUUCCACAGAAGGAGUCAGCUGCGUACAAAACGAACUCCGUCGCUAUUUUGCUGGUAUAUCCCGUCUCCAGCCUUUGCAGCCUCCUCGCCACGGCCAUACCCAGGGCCCAACUUUUGUCGGAAAGCUUAACUCAGAUAUGCCUGGCGGUCUCGCUCUACCGGCUCUUCCUCCUUCUAAUUGACUUGGGGCACAGAGGUAUCAGCAAACCGCCCUCGAUGGCACUAAAAGUGGGACCAUGCUGCUGCUGGCCUUGUCUGCCUUUCCCUACCGUAGAAAUGAACAAACGUAAUUUGGUCUUCCUACGGAUGUGCGUUCUACAGCUUCCGAUAAUUCAGAUAUCAUAUUGCUGUCUCCUGCUCUUCCUGUGUGCCGAGGAGUCGAUACUGGCGCAAAGCUACGGUGGAUAUUUACAACCGGUUUCAUUGACCAGUAUUUUAUUUGCUGUUUACGGGUUGACGGUAGCUACCAAGAGUUUACAGGACUGCGCGCCAGACGCGGCUCUCCCACGGAGGACAAUGGUCUCCCAAAUGGUCCUACUAUUUUCAAAGCUCCAGGGAUUCGUGGUAAAAAGCAUACCGAGCACCGGCGUACUUCCGUGCCACCCUCCGUUGACACCCCAAAUUUAUGCCAAUCUGACCUACAAUUACUUGAUGAUAAUCGAGAUGCUGAUGCUCGCCUAUGCGGCUAGAAAUAUUUACAAGAAGUCUGAAAAACACGAGGCUGAGUCUGGUAUAAUCGAGACUCGUGGUGCGGCUAAAAAUAACGUCGGUCAGACGGAAGUUACCAGCAACAAUGAAAUGCCAAACAUACAACUUCCUGUACCGAUCGCCGCACUUACCGCGGAUGGAAACGAAGCCGACUCCUCGUCGCUCUAAAUAACUUCAAGAAAUACCGAAGAGUAGCCCCAAAAAUUUCGAUACGGUCUUGUGCUUUUUUUUUUUUUCUUGUUCUCUCGUCACACAAAUUAUCACGAACAAGGAGGAGAAACCGGGGAACUUGAAAAACCUACGCCAAUUUACCAUCUAACAUUUUACUGUAAUGAUACAAACUGUGAGACUGUACAUAACUUCCUAGUAUAAGAUAGACGGAUAGUUGAGAUUUUAAAUUAUUAUUUUAAUUCGACAGAAAAUUCGAUUAGUGCGUAAGCUUACGAAAUCGCAUGCGGUAUAUCUCAUGAAUAUAUUAUAUAUAUAUAUAUAUAUGUAUAUGUAAUACGAAUGUAUGUAAUGUGAAAUAUUACAUUACAUCUAGGAAGCUCGGAAGCUCAGACGCGGUAACCGGAGAAUAUAUUAAUUGAAUGUCUGCGUUCAGUGAGAUGAGUUUCUGACACUAGUAUAAAUAGGAGAGAGUUAAUAUAAUUACGUUAUAUACCUAUACAUAUACAGAUGUAAUAUAACAUUUUCUGACGUGCAGUAGAUAAAUCAAUCUUAAAAGAAAAAAAGACUAAAAGAAAGAAAAAUAGAACUAA
This is a messenger RNA of Athalia rosae (coleseed sawfly), 1916 nucleotides long. RefSeq names its product organic solute transporter subunit alpha-like. Gene Ontology annotation, molecular function: transporter activity. The coding region runs from base 244 to 1323 and encodes 359 amino acids. The transcript is spliced from 6 exons. The record is from RefSeq and is a predicted model, not a curated record. Gene Ontology annotation, biological process: transport. NCBI's taxonomy places the organism in Eukaryota, Metazoa, Arthropoda, Insecta, Hymenoptera, Athaliidae.